GAAAUGCAGUGUGAAAAUCAAACCCUGAUGACUUUUGUCCUGUUGGGGAUUCCGUACCCUCCCGAGCUACAGGUCCCUUUGUUUAUCUUUUUUGUGUGCAUCUAUUUGCUGACCCUCCUUAGUAAUCUCUUGGUCCUUUUGGCUGUCGUGUAUGAACCACAGCUUCACAAGCCCAUGUACUGGUUCCUCUGCCAUUUGUCCAUCCUGGAUAUUGCCACUUCAACAGUGGUGGUGCCCAAGCUGAUAGCUGUGUUUUUGGAAGAUGGCGGUAUCAUCUCUUUUGGAGCUUGUGUGACCCAACUCUUCUUCUACCAUUUUGUGGGAUGCGCUGAAUGCUUCCUGUACACCGUCAUGGCUUACGAUCGCUUCCUGGCCAUCUGUCGCCCACUCCAUUAUGGCACCAUCAUGAACAGCAAGGCAUGCUUUUGGCUUGCUAUGGGAACCUGGAUUGGUGGUUGUUUGCACUCCGCCAUGGAGACAGCCCUCACCUUUCGGUUGCCUUACGGACCAGAUAAUCGAGUGAGCUACAUCUUUUGCGACAUUCCAGCUGUGCUGAAGCUUGCCUGUGCUGACACAUCACUCAAUGAGAUGGUGACCUUGGUUGAUGUGGGGAUCGUUGCCAUGACUUGCUUCCUUCUUAUUCUAACGUCUUAUGUGUACAUUGUCUCCGCCAUCUUGAGGAUUCACAGCCCUGAAGGAAGGCGGCGUGCCUUCUCCACCUGCACAUCCCAUGUCCUCAUUGUAAUGACCUGCUAUAUCCCUCUCACUUUUACCUAUUUGAGACCCGGAGCCCAAGAUCCAGUGGGAGGGGUGGUGGCCAUCUUCUAUACCACAGUGACCCCUUUUCUGAACCCUGUUAUAUACACUCUGAGGAACAAGGAGAUGAAAACAGUGAUCUUGAGACUAAAUAGCAGGAAAGCAUAA
Molecule: messenger RNA, 924 nt
Organism: Heteronotia binoei (common prickly gecko)
Lineage: Eukaryota; Metazoa; Chordata; Lepidosauria; Squamata; Gekkonidae
Product: olfactory receptor 10G6-like
Exons: 1
Coding region: 4-924 (306 amino acids)
Biological process (GO): G protein-coupled receptor signaling pathway
Cellular component (GO): membrane
Molecular function (GO): olfactory receptor activity; G protein-coupled receptor activity
Source: RefSeq, a predicted model, not a curated record